GACAGGAGACACAGCAGCUGCGUGGAUGCGCGGAGCCACUAAUGGACUUUGGACUCACUCACUUUUACUGGCGAUGAUUUUAUGACCGGAUUCCUCUCGGGCCGGCGGCUCCUCUCAUCCAACCCGGGGACUCAUCACAACGUGGCACCGUUACGCAUCAAAACACGCGCGCACCCACUCGAGACGUUCUACAUUAGGAAGCACAGGGACAAGGAUCCGUCUGCCUGAGAUGCACACCGGUGCAAUGAAGAGCUGAAGCCUGAGAAUCCAUGUGUGUCCUGCUGAACACACACACUGACGAGUUACAAACACCAGUUUUGUAGCGGUGUGUGUGUGUCUGUGCGCGCGUGUUUGCCUAUGUGUGUGUAUGUAUAUGUGUGUGUAUGUAUAUGUGUGGCCGACCCUGUGCGUCUAUUUGUGCCGGAAAAUUCUGCUGAGGACGUAAACCAAAGAGUAUGAUCCAACUGUCCACCUCAGUCUGCCUGCUAGGAGGCCUCAUAGGCCUGUGUCUGCUUGAACCUGUUCUGACGGCCCUGACACCAGCCAGCAUGUGCACGCCCUUAAGGACGCUCAACGACAGCCUCAGCCACAGGCGACGGUACAUGAAGCACAACUUCCCCAUCAACUACACCAUCAGGGUUCAUCAGAGGGAAGUCUUCAAACUGUCAAACGUCAGCAGAUUGAAGUUACAGGUGGAGGGAUUGGAUGAGCUGGUUCUCCAGAGGCUGUGGUUCCAGGUCAACCAAGGAGUGUUAAAAAGGAUCAUCCGGGUUAUGGCAGAGAGACAUCCCUCGCGGCCGUACACUGCUGAGUUGGAACGACGGUUCAGGGAUGCCGAGGGAGUCUUUGUAGAGUCGCAUCCGGCCGAGGUGUUCCAGAAAGAGCUUCCAGAGAAAAUCCAGGACAUUUGGGAUAGUUUAACAGAAGAGCCUGAAAGAGUGCCGGAGUCCAGCUGGCGAUUCACUUCUCCAAAAUCCCUCCUAGACAACUUCUGCCAAACCAUGUACUGCCUCUUCGGCGAGUGCUUCGCCAGCAAAGAAGCGCCGCAGGACUACUGUGGUGUUUUCCAUCGGAAGAAAGGCAGGAAGAAAGAAGAGAGCUGAGAGGAGUCGAGUGGGGUGAAGGCCCCGUUGAUACUGACUCGCAAUUAUUAUCGUUGUCUCCAUUAAGCUGUUGAGGGUAAAAGGACAACCCACAGUGGAACAAGACAGUUCAGUCCUGAUUCCUGUGAACAUGAAUAAGUCUUUCUCAAUAUCCAGGAAAGAGCCUAGAUUGUGUUGAUGAUACAAUGGAGAUGCUCCAUAAAUCAAAGCAGACUGAAAUAAUAGGCACAUUUACAGUAUUCAUAUUAUUUUAUGAGCAUAUGGACUCUCUACUUUACAUAAAGCUCAUUUUGGAGUCAAGUCUCCAACUCCUUCCAACUCUUUUGUCGCUGAGGAAGCCCAAAGUGUUUUUUGUCAGACGGAUGCUGUAGAAUUUGGGUUUCUAGCUUUGGAAGAGAAUUAUUCAUGUUCACACAGAAGGACUAAACUGAUGUAUGAUCAAUAUAUUAGAUACACUCUCUCCUAAAGUGGAUUAUUUAAGAAGGGGAGUACAGCACAGGCUUCUGAAUCCCAUUCAGUGAUGGGUUAACUUCUCCUGGAC
Molecule: messenger RNA, 1644 nt
Organism: Paralichthys olivaceus (Japanese flounder)
Lineage: Eukaryota; Metazoa; Chordata; Actinopteri; Pleuronectiformes; Paralichthyidae
Gene: il34
Product: interleukin 34
Biological process (GO): positive regulation of monocyte differentiation; positive regulation of cell population proliferation; positive regulation of macrophage differentiation
Molecular function (GO): macrophage colony-stimulating factor receptor binding
Source: RefSeq, a predicted model, not a curated record